AAGAAUGCGAGAUCUGGCGAUGCUAAUUCUUAAUCAUGAUUGAAAUGUGAUUCAUUGAAACGCAAAGUAAGAUGAUAACAUUUUGUAUCCAGUAAUUUCAUAUCAUUUGAAUUUCUGUCAUUCAUUCAGGUGUAUCGCACAUUCCAGAUAUCAACUCAAUUCAAAAUCAUGACUUCCUCCCUCUUAUCAACCGGAGGUUAUAAUGUAUGGACAUUUUCCCCUCUUCUUUCUGAUUUCAUGUCAUUUCUUUCUUGCUCACCUCUUUGUACUGUAUCAAGAAGUCUGGUCUCAAAAGUCGGACUUUGAAAUUUAAAAAUAAAUUCAAAACUUAAUGAAUUAUGGACCCUUUUUUCGGCUUCCCUGUAAAGAAAUGUGUCACCUUCGUGGCUGCCUUUCUCUUUCUGUCUUACAUGUGGAACUUGACACAAUCCGUCUUCCUUGUCAUCGCUGGAGCCAUGACCAUUGGUAAAUCCGAAUGUCCUAGUCUUGAAUCGGACACCAUAAGAGAAGAGGGAGAGUCUUUACUAGUUUGGGGCAUAAUCCUGCUUCUUUUCGCCCUGUUGGGUCUCUACUUCUCCAUCAUUUUGUGGCAAGCUGCUGCUGAGAACGACCCUGAGAAAUGUUGCCAUUGGAUGAUUUCGGCCGUCAUCAUACUUGCGUUCAAUUUCCUCUACGUGCUGACCAAUCUGAUUAAUGGAAACCAUGUUUCGAUGUUAUAUGAUGUCAUGGAUGUCAUUUUCUCCUCCUGGUCAAUCGAAGUGGUGAAUACAUUUUGGGAAAAAUUGCUGGCCCAACAGAACCAAUUUCAAUUCAGCAACCCAUUUAACUCCAACGACCGGACUGUUACCUCGUGGAAAUUAAAUUUUGGAAAAUAACAAUAAAAAACAAAUUUGACACGUGUAAUCAAGCAAAACGCAAACCAAUUCAUUAAACCAAGAUUUUCACCAAAGUAUACAAAAAGCAAGGCUACUUCAUCAUACUCAUAAAUUUCGAUGCUCCGGAAACUCUCGACUUGUCGUUUUAUUAUCGUUACUUUCAAAAAACUUGUAAGGAUUUCCGAGGAAGGAAGAAUUAGAAUCAUGUCCAACUAAUUUACAUCUGUACAUAAUCCUGUCAUCUGACUCCAUCAGUGUAUCGCUAAAAAAAUCUUGUGGCAUUUUUUGGCUAAUGCUUAGUUAGCCGAACAAACGCGUCAUCUUCUCAUCUAAAUCACAUCGUAAUAAAUCACUCGUUAUUGCACAAUUUCGUCCAAAUUUUUUGCAAACGUGAGUCUCACAAAAGAGUCAAUUUAAUAAAAUUCAGCUUUCCUGACAAAACCAUUGUUUCAGUUUGCAUUAUUAAUAAGAAGAUGGAUUCAAGUUUUUUUACGAGGUGAAAUUUUACUCGUAAUAAUUAACAUUGGUUGAUUAUCAUUUUCUUAAGUUUGAUAAUUAAGAGACAAUCUGUAAUUAUCACAAAUGUGUGUCGUACUUAUCAUAAUUUAAUAAGUAAUGCGCAAGCCGGUAAUCUAAUCCGAAGUUUUUUUUAUUGCUACCUUUUUGUAUCUCGGUUUUAUGAGAGUUUGGUGUUAUAUUGACAAAAUUUUAAAGUACUUGUCAUAAGAGUGGGAAGAAUAUGCGAAUUAAGAUAAUAGAAAGAAGUAGCAGUUUUAAUAUGUAAAUUACCUUUAUUAAUGUAUCGACAUGUAUACAUAUGUCUUACGAUGGUAUUAUAAACCUUCAAAUAUAAUACAAAAAUCUUAACAUGUGUACUCAAAAUUUAUCCAAUUUUACGACUUGCUAAUUGCACAAAUCUAGUUAUUAUUAUAUUUAAGUUGGAGGUUUACAGUCUAAUUUCGUCACUCGCACUGAUAGUCUUUUGAUUGACCUGAUGUUAUCUUGAUCAAAAUCAGCCAUGAUGGGCUGUCUUCCUCUUCCUGUACAUGAACCAAUUUUUGUAAUGUUGGCAGAUAGCCACAAAAUUGUACUAGAAAAAAUAUAUUUGCUUAAAGAUGAGAUAAACUGUGAGAGAUUAUGUUAAUCCUGAGUUGUAUGCAUAACGCCAGUACUUUAACCAUGCAAUGUGCAUAAUUCGCAGAUUUCGCCGAUGCAAGUCAAAGAUACUAGUAAAUCGUCAUUACCUUUUAUUAUUUGCGAAUUAUUUCACAGGUUUUGGCCCAAUUAUGGUUAGAAAUAUUUCCCAUGAUUGCAUUUACUGGAAUUUCCUUAGUCUUUCGUGAGUCGAUUUUGCUUUGGCUAGUCUAGUUUUUUUUCAGGGCGAAAUGAAUCCUGAUUGCAACAACUUUUAUAUUGGGCAAUCGCAUUUUUAUUUAUCCAUCGCAUAAUCACAUGGCACCUUUGCAUCUCGACUGUAAAAUCAAAAUGUUGACAAUUUCGGAUUAUCCAUUGGAACCUCAUUAUCCCGAAACGGAAGACGGGUACAUUUUGACCUUAUACAGACUUAAUAUCAAUCCACCCAUCUCCACUUCCGGAGAAAAUAACGAGGAUGAAGUUUCCGAAUUAAAAACAAGUGAUCGCCCUCCCGUGUUAUUGGUGCAUGGGAUGAUGUGUGCUGGAACGGAGUGGUUGUGUAACAGCCCGGAGAAAGUUUUGCCAUAUAUGUUAUAUGAACAAGGAUACGAUUGCUGGAUCGGCUGUCUACGUGGUACUCGUCUUACGGGAGCUAAGCCCCAUGUCAAGUACACCAUGAAACAAAAGAAAUACUGGGAUUUUAGCGUGGACGAAUUUGGCUAUUACGACGUCCCCGCGAUGAUCGAUUACAUUUUGGAAGUAACGCAUCAUGAGAACCUCUUUUAUGUUGGACACUCCUUGGGCGCUACUUCGGUCAUCAUCACCCUCUCAUCUCGACCAGAAUACAACGACAAGAUUCGUGCUUGCGCCGCAAUGACGCCCGCAAUUUACGGGGAGCAUUGUAGAAAUUUUUUCUUGACCAAGCUAUCAGCUCCAUUGUAUGCUGUUUUUGCAAAAAGUCGAUUUUUCUACAGACGAGGUGUUUGCCAAAGCUCGUUGGUAGAACUGGUCAAAAAAUAUUGGCCGUGUAUGCCUCGAAAGGAUAAAAUUUGCUCAAAACUGUUCCGAUUUUAUACGCAGAGCAUUCUGAAAAUCAUUUAUAAGAAACAGUUAGAAAAGGAACGACUUCCCCAACUUGUGGAAAUUCUUCCUGGACAAAGUUCGAUGAAAAUGGUGUGUCAAGUGAUGCAAUGCUUAUUUUACAAAAAGGCUCAGGCUUACGACUAUGGGAGGAAUGGGAAUAUGAAAAAAUAUGGUCAGUCAACCCCACCGAGAUACAACUUGGAAAAUGUUACUGCCCCCAUGGCACUCUACUCCAGUGAUCAUGAUUACCUCGUAGGGCAUGAGGAUGUACUCCGACUCUCCAAUGAGUUGAAGAAUGUCAUAAAAUAUAAGAAAAUUGUUGGAAAGUUUUACCACACGGAUUUCAUGAUUGGGUCGGACGCGCAUAAAUUGCUGUAUCCAGACGUUAUUCAAGUUUUCGACAAAUUCAAACUAGCAGACAGUGCUGGCAACAAUAUUUCCACGAAAUUAUAAACCUUUAUCAUUAUGAUGUAUAUUUUUAUAGUGAGCUGAGCAGUUCUAUCAUUAUGAGUGGAUUCUAAAAAAAAAUAAAAAAAACUGUUAUUGGACCUCUUCCUCCAACGAUUAUGGUUUAAGCCUCAGUAGUAAUUGUUAUGAACCUGAUAAACAUAUUUAUUUAUUGCACAAAGUAUUUUCCAACUUAAUUUGUUCUCUGAUUAUCCUUAUAAAUUCAGUCGUAUCAAAUCAUAGCGUUUUUAUUUAAUU
This is a messenger RNA of Folsomia candida, 3797 nucleotides long. RefSeq names its product lipase 3. Gene Ontology annotation, biological process: lipid metabolic process. Lineage: Eukaryota; Metazoa; Arthropoda; Collembola; Entomobryomorpha; Isotomidae. Bases 2328 to 3545 code for a protein of 405 amino acids. Gene Ontology annotation, molecular function: hydrolase activity, acting on ester bonds. The record is from RefSeq and is a predicted model, not a curated record. The transcript has 12 exons.